Messenger RNA from Gryllus bimaculatus (two-spotted cricket), 1101 nucleotides. The record is from the annotation of a GenBank genome assembly. NCBI's taxonomy places the organism in Eukaryota, Metazoa, Arthropoda, Insecta, Orthoptera, Gryllidae.
UGGUUCUGCAACGCCGUCGCUUCCUCGUGCCCGCAGGUGAAGCUGGCGGUGGGCGCGAUGGGCGGCGAGCUGUCGCUGAAGCUGCCGUUUACCCUCGUGCACUCGGCGCGCGACAAGGACCCUCUGACGGAGCCGCUGCAGGAACUGGUGACGCUGGGCGGCGCCGGGGAACGCUCCAGCUCUUCGCCGCUCAAGGAGCAGCAGCAGCAGUCGUCUCAGGAGGCGCCGGCGGCGUCGGGGCCGCCCAAGAAGGAGAAACGCAAGAAGACGUUCACCAAGGUGUGGGUUCGCGCGGGCGGCCGGCUCUUCGCGCGGCCCGCGGCGCACGCGUGGCUGGCGUGCCGCGGCGGCCGCGCGGAGACCACGCAGUCGUGCGAGGCACUAGAGAGGACGAAGACGUCAUCAUGGCGUGCACGGAGGAGCCCGGGCGUCCGCCCUGAGGGGGCGGCCGAGGUGAAGGCUGCGAGGGCGAGGGCUGCAGCAUCGCCGGAAAGCGCCCCAUGGGCGGCCUCGCGCUGCUGCAUCCCGCCUUCUGCUGCUUCGCCGAAGCCGCCGCCGCCACAGCCUCAUCGGUCGCCGGGCCCUCGCCUUAGCGCCACGCUCGUCGUCGCGGAGGUUGGGACCACUACGGUUGGUGUAGUACGUAGGGAUGGCAACUGUUUUUGAAAGGGAGCCUUUGUUGUUCGAAAAACGCCUUCUUCUAGGAAGAGUAACUAACGUAUCGGUUGUCGACCUGCGAACUUCUUCAGGGCGAUCGACGAGAAGAUCUCAGUGACAUGGCCGAUAUGUUGGCAACGCUGCGUAUAAUUCUCUUGGAAGGCUAAUACUUCUUUGACUUUGUCUGAAGAAGCCUCGUCUACAUUUUCUUAUUACCAAAAUAUUGGUAUGGCAGUAUAAUGGAGGAAUAGCCGAUAUGUGUUCGAUUAUUAUAUUUAGAUGUUCCGGUACUUUUUCGAGAAUGUGAAACUAUACGCUGAAGUAAAUUCGGAGUAAAUAAAUUCGUCAUUAUUUGGGUUCAUUAAGUUACUUACUAGAGUAAAGAAGGAUCCAGAUGUUUACUACACAAACAUCACCUAGAUUGUUUUUGCUACGAAACAUUUU